GGUUAAAUAUUUUGUUUUGAAUUACAAAAUUGCAAUGCAGUAAAACAUACUAUGAACAUAAUAAUAUUCACUUUCAAUUUGUAGUAUAUUUUUUAAUUUCACAUUAAAUUUAUUAAAUUUCAAUGUAAUUUGAAAUUUUAAUUCGUCAGUAGAUAUAUGUUUAUCUGUAGGCUUACCUUCCAUACUUAAUGAUAAAUAUGAUAAUGGUUCUGAAAGGAAUGGAGUGAUUGAUGUUGAUUAAAAAGUGAGCAGUGCCCGGUUUAAAUAUUCGUAAGGUAUUUAUGUAUACAUCUAUGAUAUAAUUUAAUGGACUCAGAAAAUUGGCUGUUUACCAUGGAUGAGAAGAAAUAUUUAAAUUGUAGUCAAAGAAGUAGUAGCAAGUUCCUAGGUGCGUUUUCGUCCUCUUCAAGCAAGGAUUCUAACUCUGAGAUUUAUCAACCUAUUUCUAAAAAACCAAAACUUGAUAUAGACAAACGUUUUGGAUUAUCAGGAUCAAUACGAUAUUCAAGCAGAAACUCAAGCCCUGAUAUCAGAAAAAGUAAAUGUUCUAGUGAUGAUUUAUGGGGUGAUGAUCCCGACAGUGAUGAAGUCGAACAGGUUUUCAGUCAGGUUGAAAUAAAAAAAUCUCAAGUUGAAAUAAAAAAACCUCAAGUUGAAAUGAAGACUGGUACCAAAUUCCGCCGAACGGCCAGUAGUGGCUGGCCAUCAUCUAGUUCAUUUUCUUCUGAGUUCAGCAACCAAAAGUUGGAUGAAAGAGCAACCAAUGGCCUUAGUUCUUCCCAAAUACUAGAUCAAAAUAAACGUCUGAAGGAGACCCUUGCAAAAUCAUCUGGAGAGGCAUCUAUACUUAGAGAAAAGAAUAAACGCCUGGAGAAAGAUAUGGCUACAUUAAAAUGUACCCUUAUGGAAAAGCUGGAGAUUCACAAGAAGGAAACUGAAUUGGAAAGAAGUCGUCUUUUAAGGGAAAACAAAUCACUUAAAAGUCAACUAAAAGUAAAGGAUAUGGAAAAACAAGCUGAUGAAAGCAGACUCCAACAUUUAAGCUCAACAACCCGAUUACAUUCUGACUCCUCAAACAGCAGAUUCCAAGGCAGCUCUAAAAUAGGACUUACUGCAUCUAAAGCUAUACAGCAAUCUUUGUAUGAAGAAUGUAUGAGAAAUGUUAAAAGUAUGACAAGAACUAAGACUCAGUAUCUUUCCUUUGAACUAUUACAAAAGCUGGUUUUCCCUGAGCUGUCGGAGCCAACUCAACCUGAACCCAACAUAAUGGAACCGGUCAGAACUGCCACCGGUUCUGGUCUCUUUUCUGGAUUGAUUGGAUCGAAUCGGCAGCAAAAUCGAACAAGCAGCAGUGGAAACUCCUCAAAGAGCAUGUUUUUCACAGCUGUCAACAGCAAGAAACCUACAUUGCCGCAAAACGUAAGCAGCAACAAAAACUCGAACAAUGUGUUUAUCACAGCUAUCAGUAAUGAGAAAACUACUUUGGCAGAGGAUAAAAAACAGCCUGCAGCUCCUUGUCCGACAGUGGAAAGCUGUAUUGCACCCCUCCUUUCUGUACAAACACUGGACAUCACAAGUCAAAAGGGCCAAGAGAUUGUCUCUCAGGUAAUAAAAACAUGUCAACAGAUAUUAUCACAUCAACUUAAUCAAUUAAGAUGUGCUCCAGGCCCUCAAAACCGUGAUACAGAAAAGAACAGGGAAUUGAUUUACUGCAAGUUAAACAAUCUGAGGCUUGGUGAAAACUACAACCUUCUCUCUGGCAAGGAACUAUACAACAAUGAAAGGGGAAUCGGGGCUAGAAGAGCCCUGGCACUUCUAUCGAUUCUGGCAGAUAUCUCAGAUUUUGCUGUUGAAAGAAUUCUUUUAAGGCCCAUUUUGGAUAAACUAGAUCAGAAAAGCAAAGAUGGUGGUACAGAUGGCAUUAAAACAUGCACAAACUCAUCACAAGUUAUACUGAGUAUUGUCAAUGACAUUGCUCAAGAAAUCUACUUGAAGCGGAAAAUAACCAUCUUUGAAGGUGUAUUGGCAGGAGCUAUAACCUUAGUCAGAAAUUUGUUACUGUCAAGUGUGGAUUUGUCCAAAGAAAGCCAGGACACUGUCGUACAAAUGUUGCGAAGUGUAGUGAUGGCUCGACCUGGCAGCUUGGUCCUCCACCAGGUACUUCAACUGCUGCUGGCAGCCACAAAGUAUACCAACAUUACAGAGAAGCUGUGUCACAACUCAAAAAAGGGGGCAUUUCUAGAAGACCGAGUGAAAUCUGGUUUUACAUUUACGGCAGGUUCAUGUGUUCUACAAGUGCUAUGUAAACAAGUAGAGAUUGUGGAGUCGUCUAAGAAAUAUUUACUCUCAGAUAUUUUCACAUCUUGGGUGCUGACACUAUUCUAUGGCAACUCUACGAGUCCUUGGUGGUUGUUCUCUGUACCAUCGCAGUCUUCGUGUUCAUGCCGUCCUCUCAUCUCAAGGCUGUCUUUCACACUGCUCGGAGAGGCUUGCUUUAUUUACCCAAAACUUUCACCAUUGAACAGUGAGAAGCCGUUGUAUGCUAAGUUGUUGACCCAAGGUAUACCGGUUGUCUCUACACUGCUGUUCCAAGACGAUUAUUUUGGUGCCAAUGUUGAUGCCGACAGUGUGGGCUACUAUGAGCUGUUUGUUCAUUCAAUGACUACAUUUGACAUAAAAUUGAAUGAACCAUGCCGAAACAUUUUAGAAAGCUUGUGUAUGCAGGAGUAUUUACGACAGCCGAUGUGUAAAUGUGAAGGGGAUACUAGUGAAGUGAAUGACCUCUUGAAAUCUUUGAGCUGCAUUAGCAAUGACAGUGAAGUACAGGAGUGUUUGAACUUUCAGCCACAAACAAAACACAUUGUUACUUCUUAAACUGUGAUUAACUUCAGGCUAUUUUACUGAACCUAGUAUAUGUAAGAAUAGUUCUUAAAUUUACAUAAUAUAUUAAUAUGAAGCUGUGCUAGUUAACGUUACUGUAAAUAUUGUAAAGAUAAGUGUAUAAUCUGUAUAACAUUAUUAAAAUUUGUAAGUUUAUUGUAAAUUACCACUAAUAAUAAUUAUUGUGUACAGUGUAAUCAAGUCGUUUAUAAAUAUGAAACCUUUAAGAGACUUCUAAGCUUUAAAAUAUUCCUAAAAAAUAGAACCAAACAGGAAGGUUCUAAUACAAGCAAUAAACGUUUUCAGUAAAUGUUUUAUAAAACAAAACUUUGCACAUUAGAAGCAUAUAAAAAUAGCAUACUAUAAAAAAAACCUUUCCAUGAGAUUUUUAUUGUAUUAUUAGUAAUAAUAAAAUAUGUAACUGUAAACACUUGAACUGGCAGUGUUCGCUCAAGUAGAGGUACAUAAGGUUCAGACGUUCUUAACUUUUAUGUAAAACAUAUAUCAUCUAGAAAACUAGUUAAUAUAAGUAUAAUUUACUAUGUAUAAUUGUUUUCAGAAAACUUAAAUAAUUAAUAAACACCUUUUGUUAUGUAAUUAUCUUGAAAAAUCUGUUUGAAGGAUCAAGUAUUUUUCAAUGUAUAUUAAGGAUUUUUUCAGAAUUGUUUAUAACUUUGUGCUACCUCAAAAUAUAUUUAUGUGAAGGUUUUAUAUGAAUGUUUAAAUACACAUACAAAAUAAGGGGAAUUUUGUACUGUUAGAAACAUAAUACAUAAUUUUAAUGGAAUAUUUUGUUAAAAUCCAUUGUUUAAUUUUGCACAAAACUUACUACCAAACUAUUUUUGAUCAUUUUUAGCUUUGUGCAAGGAGGUUAUGUGACCAACUCGGUAAAUAGAAGCACAUACCAGCCAUGUACUACUCAUAGCUUCUUGGACAGUAAUAUUUUGUUACGUCACCAGUCAGUUUUUGAAGUCCUCAUGUUAAGUUUUUCCUCAAUGAUCACCAAGAGCAGGAUCAUAGCUCAUGGUCCCUAGACAUGUACACCAGUAUUAACAUUAUCAAUGAUUCAGCAGGACCAGCAUCACUAUUUGCAUACUAAUCAGCUUGAUGUAAACAAUUCUAAUAUGUAUUCCUACUUAUUAGCCCAAAGUGACUCUGUCCUUAGUAGUCAACGAGGGGAAAAUGUGGCCUUGAAAGACUGACAGCCAACUCACAAGAAAGUAUUUGGCUAUGUCAGAUGAGUAUUGCACGGCUGCUUUGCUGCUAUAUAUAACAAAGCUUUUCUUUACAAAGUUGGUCAAAUGACCCCCUGGUGUCACCCAAGGAGUGGCAAUGACAGCAUUAUUUUACCAGACGUUAUAGUAAUAAAACAAUAAUAAUAAUAAUAACCAUAAUAACUAUGAAUUAAAAUAAAAGUUCUGUAUGGUAACAAAACUUUUUAUUGAAAUCAAUUAUUUUGACCAAGAUGAAUAUACAAAUAAAUAAAUCCAAUACAGUUAAAUGUGAAAGUGCAAUAGAUUCAUGAGAAAUGGAAUAUAAUAUCAGAGUCCGAGUUCUUAUGUGGCUAUAGGCUGAGAAAGUUAUGUAUGUAAUUAAAGAUAAUAAAUUUGGAAAAUAUGUAGGUUAACAUUAAUAUUGGAAUGAGCUCACGAUUAGUUGUCAGGAGCGCAGAGUGUCUUCUGAAUGGGAUCAGAAUCCUUUCCAAAUGACCAGCAGUACCCAGUGAUUGUAGAUGUGGUUGGGUUCUUGUUGAUUGGCUGAAGUUUUUUCAAAAUCUUGUCUGCAGUGAAUGACGAUGUUUCUCCAGUAGUCGAAAAUAAUCUUCCAAGGUUAAAUGGAACUUGAAUCAAUCGGAAUUUUUUUUAAUAAUUCGCAUUUAAAUUUAUUUGAAAAGUGGAAAUUAAUGAGGAUAAUGAGGCCAUAGAUAAUUGCAGAGACAUGGCAAUUUACUGUUCAAGUAGAUAGAAAAAUAUGCCUAUAAGGGACAAAGUAAAGUAUGAAUAAUAUCAUAUGGUUAAUUGUGACUGCAUACCAGUAAUGCAAUAUAAAUCAAAGGUCUGACUUUGAGAUUACAUGAUAGAAGAGUCUUUAAUUAUACAAAUUUCUAUAAGCAAUGAUAAAUUUAUAUUAUAAAAAGUGUUUGCGUAUUUCUAAAAUACUCAUGCAUAUAUAAUAAUGUAAUGUUGUGUGAUAAUAAUUCUUUUUAAUGAGUAAUCUAAAAUAGUAUAAGAAAUCAAGUUUUAAAUUUCCUACAAAAAAGGUCCAGCCACUUUUUGUUGUAUCUGGAACGGUUAAGCUACAAAAUGUGUUUCAUCUAUCAUCAAGCUACAGGGCCAAUUUUCAUCUAUCUAGAGAUCAGAAGACACAUUUAAUGCAAUACAUCUUUUGGAAAUUAA
Molecule: messenger RNA, 5276 nt
Organism: Homalodisca vitripennis (glassy-winged sharpshooter)
Lineage: Eukaryota; Metazoa; Arthropoda; Insecta; Hemiptera; Cicadellidae
Exons: 16
Coding region: 307-2874 (855 amino acids)
Source: RefSeq, a predicted model, not a curated record